AUGGCAAAGAUGAGACAAGUUUUAAAUAUUUACAAUAGCCGUAAACAAAAAGGUUUGGGAAACCACUCCCCCGAAGAAAUGAAAAACAACCCCGACUUAGAGAAAGACUAUAUAUUUAAUAGUUUAGUCAAAAGAGACAAACAAGAAAGAAUGCCAGGCUUCAAACUUAAGAAAGGUGACAAAGUAAAAAUAGAAAUACCUAAACGCGACCCAUAUGAAAAUACUAUUGACUAUGACAACAAUGGGAACUCGACAGGUACUCACAUUCGUGUUCGUAAAAAUAGAAGAAAGUAUACAAGAGAAUAUUAUGAAGUUUUAGGCAAACAUGGCAAAAUGUACAGACUGCAAGCAGAAGAUAAAACUACUAUUGUCAGACCUCGUUUCAAACUUGUCAAAGUUCAAGGUGGUAUACUUUCAAAGACAGUUCCUAACAAAUAUAAGACAACUCCUGACGAAUAUGCUAAAGAAGUUGAAAAUGACGACUAA
Molecule: messenger RNA, 486 nt
Organism: Trichomonas vaginalis G3
Lineage: Eukaryota; Parabasalia; Trichomonadida; Trichomonadidae
Exons: 1
Coding region: 1-486 (161 amino acids)
Source: RefSeq, a predicted model, not a curated record